This is a messenger RNA of Stegostoma tigrinum, 1818 nucleotides long. RefSeq names its product spermatogenesis-associated protein 16-like. The transcript has 10 exons. Gene Ontology annotation, biological process: spermatogenesis. Gene Ontology annotation, cellular component: Golgi apparatus. The record is from RefSeq and is a predicted model, not a curated record. Bases 1 to 1818 code for a protein of 605 amino acids. Lineage: Eukaryota; Metazoa; Chordata; Chondrichthyes; Orectolobiformes; Stegostomatidae. Gene Ontology annotation, molecular function: protein binding.
AUGGCUUCUACAAUUAUGAAAAAUCCAGAUGGAAAACAGAAUGUGGCUGUCAACACUAAAAUUGAAAAAGAAAUAGAUACUUUCAAUAUAUCUCAAAGUAAUACAUUGGAUGAUGCAGCUGACCAUCCUAGACCUUCUGAUGGGAAUGACAAAAUGUGUAACAGAAAACCAGAAUCCUAUUUAAGCCAAAGAAUGACACAUACAAGGAAGGUCAAACUAAAGAGAAAGAGUACAUUAGACAGCUUAGGGAUCAAAAGAAAACUAGAGAAUGAAGAAAAAUGUGCCAACAAAAAGGAAUUGAAAGCAGUAGAGCAUCAAGAUCCACCAGUAAUUCAGUCUCUCACUCGUGUGCCCUUAAAAAGUGUAAUGGAUGUUGAAAUGAAAUUGGUAUAUGUUGAUGAACAACAAAUAAUGUAUGAAUUUAUAGAAUCCCAAGAUUACAGAAGUACUCAAUCAGUGUGUGAAGCCAGCAAAUCGGGAGAAUCUAUGACUUCGUGUGCUUUGAAUUUGGCACCCCAAAUGGAUAAAUGGCUUGCUAAAGCUUUAAAGGACGCAAGUUUUUACUACCAUCAGAAGAAGUAUUCAGUCGCAGCAGGACGAUUCAGAACUGCAUUGGAGCUUUGUAGUAAAGGAGCAGUUCUGGGAAACCCGUUCUAUGCAUCUUAUGAAAAGAUUUCAAGUAUUGCCAGUUUUAUCGAAACUAAACUUGUCACCUGCUAUCUGCGCAUGAGAAGACCAGACCUAGCUCUUAAUCACGCUCACAGGAGCAUAUUACUGAAUCCUAUUAACUUCCGUAAUCACCUUCGUCAAGCCACGGUCUUCCGUUGUUUGGAACGAUAUACUGAAGCUGCAAGAAGUGCUAUGAUUGCUGACUACAUUUAUUGGCUGCAUGGAGCAAAGGAGCAGAACAUUAGCAAACACGUCAAGCUUUACUGGCAGGCAAUGUUGGAAGAGGGUAUCACUCAAGCUGAAACAUUUUCAGUUAUGUAUACACCAUUUGCAGUGAAACCAACUGCUGCACAAAUAGAAAAAAUCAAAGAAGUAUUCAGGAAAAAGCAUCCUGCUUAUGCCAACUAUUUAUAUGCAGACCCUGGCACAAAUCAUAUCCUGCCUCAGACUGUUGACUGGUCCGAAACGUUUUCCCAACACUACAUGCUGCUACUUGGUUUUAAGAAUCCUGAGGAUGGCAACUUUUUAGAAAAGAUCCUAAACAGAAGAUCACCAACAUUUACAGAAUCUAGAACACCCUUUUGGUCACUUACUGUAAAAGAAGUUGAGAAGAACAUGGAUAUCCUUGGGAGGAGAAUUCUACCAGUUUUAGAUUUUACACUGUGCACUAAACUAGCUGGGGGGAUUUGCCCUGGUGCAGGUGUUAUCGAGAAACUACAGUACGCCAGUUACCUGAGUCAGCUAAAACGUAUGAAGGAGCAAGCACAAGUGAUUAAUCAGACUAUUGCAGAACUAGCAACUAUGCCCUAUCUACACGAAAUGAGUCAACAUGAAAUUGAACUGCUGCAUUCAUUAAUGACUGAUGCUGUUGACACACUUGAAGGAAACAGGAAUAAUAGAGAAUGUGUUUGGAACAAAGCUGAAAAGGUUGGGCUAAUUGAGGACUUUAUCUACCAAUUAGAAGAUAAUUUUCUGAAGUCAAAAGCCCUGAAAACAGCUCGAAAACAGAGAAGAGAAGUGAAGAAACUAAAAAGUCAGAAACUUGUUCUGUUGCCUGGUGACUUGAAGCCACCCAGAGACUCAAAAGUUAUAGGAAAGUCACCUACUCAGACUGAUCGACAAGACAACAAAAUUUCAUCUUCAAAUUAA